Messenger RNA from Sphenostylis stenocarpa, 303 nucleotides. NCBI's taxonomy places the organism in Eukaryota, Viridiplantae, Streptophyta, Magnoliopsida, Fabales, Fabaceae. The record is from the annotation of a GenBank genome assembly.
AUGGCGAAUCGAAUUGAGUUCAGAUCGGAAACCGAAAAAGAGAAAAACGAAAAUCGAAAAAUCGCAAAGUGGAAGCAAGCAAUCAGAAGAAGAAGAAGAGAGGUUUUGCUGAAACGAAACCAAAAACAGAACCCGAAAUUGCUACAGACACUCACCCGAAAGUGUUUAAGCGCGAGGAGCAAUCUCAGCCACUAUAAUUUCACGGAGAAGCUUCGGCUUAUGGGAAAGCGAAAAGUGGCGCUAAACUACUGGUUCUUGCGUCGCCAGCUUGUGAAGGUGGGGCCCGCUAGUGACGUGGCGUAG